AUGAAUGGAGAGUGUCUAGUAAAGUGUCAGAUUGCUGUGGUUGCAAUCCACAACUCUACAAUAAUAAAUAUAUUACUACCAAUGUCUGUAAACCUUACAAUCGACGGAACAAUGUAUACAAGAUCUGAAACAGUUGUUCUUCAUCUUGAUCAGUACCAGACUUAUGAAAUUCAAUCUAAAUACGAUUUGACGGGUACCCGUAUCCGGAGUAAUGAACCGAUAGCUGUUUUCAGUGGCAAUAAAAAAACUAGAUUUAGAGAAGGUACCAAGGAUCAUUUAGUGGAGCAGUUAAUUCCAGUGGAGUCUCUGGGACGGUCCUUCACCGUAAUCCCAACACCAAACCAGGGUGAAUUAGGGAUAACCUACUUUAAAGUCAUAGCAACUGUGAGUAAUACAAAGGUGGAUUUUGCUAGUUUCGGAUCUUCAGAACAACAUGUGUUAGCUGAACCCGGUGAUUGGUUCGAAGUUGAAGCGAAUUCCGAUCAGUAUUACUACGUCACAAGUACUAAGCCUAUUAUGUUACGUCGCCUCUGA
Messenger RNA from Patella vulgata (common limpet), 534 nucleotides. Its product is annotated as IgGFc-binding protein-like. Bases 1 to 534 code for a protein of 177 amino acids. Lineage: Eukaryota; Metazoa; Mollusca; Gastropoda; Patellidae. The record is from RefSeq and is a predicted model, not a curated record. The transcript has 2 exons.